Molecule: messenger RNA, 2604 nt
Organism: Leptosomus discolor (cuckoo roller)
Lineage: Eukaryota; Metazoa; Chordata; Aves; Leptosomiformes; Leptosomidae
Source: RefSeq, a predicted model, not a curated record
AUGGACGCUGAUGAUGACUUGGAUCUGUUGGCCUCCCUCCUGGAGGAAAGCGAGGCAACUGAGGAGGGGAAUUGUCCUGAGGAGGAAGAUGCCCCAGAGGAUGAGGGGGGAGAACCAGAUGAAUAUGAUGAGCUCUUUGAUGCAGAAGAUGAUACAUCCUACACUGAGGAGGUCGAUGCUGAGGACAGCAUGAUUGAUGAACAGAAGGAGAACCUGGCUGCGCUGUUUGGAGAUGUGGAUGACCUGCUGGAAGAAGAGGAGGCAGAAGAACCUGUCCCCACUUCAGCUCCCAGUCAGGCAAAAGAGAAGACCAACCAAGAACUGCAAGCUGAGCUGAGAAAAUUGCAAGAACAGAUGAAGACGUUACAGGAGCAGUUGCAGAAGACUGCUAUUGGGCAGCAAUCCAGUUCAGGCCCUGAGAAGAAAACCCCUGGUAAAUCUCCCUGUCCACCCUUAAAGGAAAGGAAUGUUCAGAAGCUGCAAGAGUCACCAUGUUUCUCAGCCCAGCUGGGCAAUCCUUUACCCCCAGCCAAAAGAGGAAUCCAGAAAUCAAAAGCAUCCUCAGCAGAGAACAAGACUCCUCCUCCACGGCAAGUCCUUAGUUUGGCGUUCCAGCCUCUGAAGUCUGCUGUAGGGAACACACCCAGUAAGGUGACCAGAGAGAAGACUCCUCAUGUGCCUCCAUGCUCCAGUGCCACAACUCAGCCGGUGUCAGUGGAAACCUUCUCAGGACUGAGAUUAAGAAAACCCCGGGUGUCUUCAGCUGAAAUGAACAGGAAGAUGGCUAACCGGAAGCUCAUCCGACUGUCCCAGCUGAAGAGCAAACUUGCUGCAGAAAAUCUGGAGGAAAUAGACUGGGUAACAUUUGGGGUCAUAGUGAAGAAGGUCACUCCUCAGAGCACAAAUAAUGGCAGAACCUUCAGUAUCUGGCGGCUGAACGACCUACGGGAUCUCAAUCAGUGUGUCUCGCUCUUCUUGUUCGGUGAAGUCCACAAAGAGCACUGGAAGACAGACCAAGGCACAGUCAUCGGGCUGCUCAAUGCUAAUCCUAUGAAACCUAAAGAAGGCUCAGAUGAGGUGUGUUUGUCUGUUGACCAUCCCCAGAAGAUCCUCCUCAUGGGUGAAGCGCUGGACAUGGGCACCUGCAAAGCCAGGAAGAAGAACGGCGAUCCUUGUGCACAGAUUGUGAACCUGAACGACUGUGAAUAUUGCCAGUAUCACGUACAAUCCCAGUACAAGAAGCUCAGCUCGAAGCGGGCGGAUCUGCAGUCCACCUUCUCUGGCGGCCGCAUUCCCAAAAAAGUUGGUCGGAAAAAUCCCAGUUUGAAGGAGCGGCUGUGUCAGGAUGGGUUUUACUAUGGAGGUGUCUCUUCAGCAGCAUAUGCAGCCUCAGUUGCAGCAGCUGCGGUGCCAAAAAGGAAGAUUCAAACCACUCUCUCCAAUCUGGUUGUGAGAGGAGUUGAUGCAAUUGUCCAGGAAACCAGGCAGAAAAUUGCAAAGAGACCGAUGCAAUGUUCUGAGGAAUUCAGGGAACUGCUGGCACAGCCAACUUUUGGAGCACGAAACCUCUGCAAACACUGGACCAGAGCAGAUGCUGAAAAGAAGCAAGGGGCCAGUUUCCAGUCUGUCUCUGCUUCAGCACUGCUCAAGCAACAGAAACAGAAAUUGCUGGAGGCCAGAAAAAAACGAUCUGAAGAGAUUCAGAGGAGGUUUCUCCAGAACACAAGUAAAGCUGGCAGCCCUGCUUUGCUGUCCUCCUCCAGACAGUCCUCGCUCCCUUCCCCGAUACCUGGGGCAGAGUUCCCCAAAGCUGCAAAAAUGUCAACUCCUCAAAGGCCCAGGCUAGGCACAGGCUUCUCGGAAGGAGAAGAUAUCCUCUUCUUUGAUGGGUCUCCACCUCCAACACCAAAGCUAGACAGCUUGGCAGAAGCCAAAAAGCUGGCUGCGGUACACCGACUACGAGCAAAAGGCCAGAUUCUUGCUAAAACUGACCCAAACAGCGUCAAGAGGAAAAGAGCUGAUGUUGAUGAUGUCCUGGAAAUCGUUGAGAGAGUUGAGAAAAAUAUUGCUCAGCCACAAGGUACAGAAGCAGAGAAUGAUAUGGAUGAACUGCAGCCUGCCCAAAAGAAACAGCGUGAGCAGCUGGCCUAUCUGGAGUCAGAAGAGUUCCAGGAAAUCCUGAAUGCCAAGUCCAAGCACACAGAUAUCCUGAAAGAGGCUGAGGCUGAACUGCAGGAGCAAUACUUUCAGCCGCUGGUGAAAAAGGAAGAAAUGGAAGAGAAGAUGAAGAGCAUUAAAGAAGUGAAAUGUCGAGUUGUGACAUGUAAAACGUGCAAUUACACCUAUUUCAAGCCUCUGGACACCUGCGUGCAGGACAACCAUGACUACCGCUGGCAUGAUGCCAUCAAGAGAUUUUUCAAAUGUCCAUGUGGCAACCGAGCUAUUUCCCUUGACAGGCUCCCCAAAAAGCCCUGCAGUACCUGUGGCCUCUUCAAGUGGGAGCGAGAUGGGAUGCUAAAGGAGAAAAAAGGUCCAAAGAUUGGUGGAGAAACACUUUUACCAAGAGGAGAGGAACAACCAAAAUUUCUCAAUAGUCUUAAGUGA